GCGCCAGGGAGAUGCAGCGUGUGUGCCUUUCUAUGGGUGAAAAGUCGCGAUACUGCCAUUUAAUCACUGUUGUUUUCUCGUUUCGAAUGUUUGACCGAUGUGCUGUGCAUCUGUAGCACUUAUCAGAGUUGCAGUAGUACGCUUGAAUGCUUGUGGCCAGUGGACCAUUUCAGACUUGUUUUGGAGAGGUUUUUGCUACAAUUGUAUCCGUUGAGGGAGUAGGACAUCAUGUUCCACGAAGACAGUGUUUAGCACGUUUAGCUAUAUUCUUGCAAGAAGGAGAACAUAACAGUACAAUACAAAAUGUAAAAAUAUUUGCAAUCUUGCAGCUUGCAACUUAUCAGUUUUCUGCAGGUUCAGCACCAUCAAAGUUGCACAGUGCACUGAAUGCAGAAUUCAGCAACUUGGAUUGAAUGUAUGCAUGGAUUGAGAUAUGAGGAUACUAAACAUUCUGCGUGCCAACAGCACAUCAAUGCAGUUGUGAUUAUAUUUCCAUUUCAUAUGCAAUAUGAUUGGUCAUAUUAAAGAUAAUUGUAUUGAUAGUGAUGGUUUUAGUUAUCUGCAGCGCAAUUCUAAGCAGCCCAUUCAACAGUUUGAAUUUGUUAAUUCACCCAGACGCAUAACGGUGGAUCCGCGUGGUUUUAGCUCGUUAGAACUCAUAGGCAGCAUCCACAACCUUUCCUUUGAUUUAUUUUCACGACGUGUUGGUCCCAGUGUGUGUCCCUGUGCCGUGGAAAGCCCUCAGGCGUUUGCUUGCUCUCCUGCUGCGGUAGAGGCCCUGUCAUGGCAGCCUUCAAGGGGAUAUGGACCCAGGAGUUCUGGCGGUGCGUGGGGGCGGAGUUCCUGGCCAUGCUGAUCUUUGUGCUCCUGAGUCUGGGCUCCACCAUCAACUGGGCCGCCGGCGAGGAGAGUCCGCCCCCUCCGGACCUGGUGCUGAUCUCGCUGUGCUUCGGCCUGAGCAUCGCCACCCUGGUGCAGUGCUUCGGGCACAUCAGCGGCGCUCACAUCAACCCGGCCGUCACGGCCGCCAUGGUGGUCACCCGCAGGCUCAGCCUGGCCAAGGCCGUCUUCUACCUGGUGGGGCAGUGUCUGGGCGCCGUGGUGGGAGCGGCCGUCCUCUACGGGGUCACCCCGGCCUCGGUCAGGGGCGGCAUGGGCGUCACCACGGUGAACGCCGACAUCUCUGUAGGCCACGCUCUGGUCGUGGAGCUCUUCAUCACCUUCGAGCUGGUCUUCACCGUCUUUGCCACCUGUGACCCCAAACGCGAUGACCUCAGAGGCUCCUCCGGCCUGGCGAUCGGCCUGGCGGUGUGCAUCGGACACCUGUUUGCCAUUCCGUACACUGGUGCCAGCAUGAACCCGGCCCGCUCCUUCGGUCCUGCCAUGGUCACCUGGAGCUGGGAGAACCACUGGGUGUACUGGGUGGGUCCAGUGCUGGGCGGGGUCCUGGCGGCAGGCCUGUACGACUACCUGUUCUGCCCCGACCCGGAGCGGAAACGGCGCUACGCCGAGGCGCUCUCCAAGACCUCCUUCCCCUCCGCCAAGUACCACGAGGUCCAGGCCUCCCUCGCCGCCGCCGAGCGCCACCAGCUGGCCGCUGAGCGCACCUUCACGGUCAUGGACGUGGAGCGCGCCGAGCGGAAGGAGAGAGAGGAGAGGGAGAGACAGAGGGAGGCGUCGGGGGAGGUGCUGUCCUCUGUAUGACUAGUGCGGUGCACUGGGAGGGAAGACCAGACUGCUGUACAGACCGCUGACCCGUAUCCAGCCCUCAAAGAGACCGACCUCUUGUAAAGAGACUCCCCGGCUCUCAUCAACAGACUGAUCAUCUACAGACUGAACUACAGACUAGAUUCCGACGUAACUCCAAUUGAACCCGAUUGUAGAACCUCCUAGAUUGGGCCCGUUGUAACAGGCCUUACUGACCUACUUGGAAUUCCCACACACACACCGUACUUGCUGUAGAGGUAAACACAGACCGGCUAGUCUGUGGAGAGGUCAGAGGGGACAAACUGAAAAUGAACUUUUGAGCUGAUCGAGGAGGGAGUGCGGAGGUCAUGUUUGUAGGAGGGGUUCAGACGGCGAUGGAAGUCUGUCUGUCUGCUAGUGAACUCACAUCGCAUACUUUUUUCUCAGUGCACGAGGCCAGAGAUUGCACCUUUUUUACUGGUUUAGCAUGGGGUGCUCAGGGAUGUCCUGGUAUUGUCCCUGUAUCUAA
This is a messenger RNA of Osmerus eperlanus (European smelt), 2215 nucleotides long. It is a transcript of the gene aqp4, whose product is annotated as aquaporin 4. Gene Ontology annotation, biological process: water transport; transmembrane transport. The transcript has 5 exons. Gene Ontology annotation, molecular function: water channel activity. Bases 784 to 1704 code for a protein of 306 amino acids. Gene Ontology annotation, cellular component: plasma membrane; basolateral plasma membrane. Lineage: Eukaryota; Metazoa; Chordata; Actinopteri; Osmeriformes; Osmeridae. The record is from RefSeq and is a predicted model, not a curated record.